UCUUAGGGAGUGCAUUUAACUGAAGGAUAACACUAGCACAUUGCUGCUGUGUCCAACCCUUAGACUAUGGCUCUGAAGAUUUGUGAAUGCUGGUCCCUGCUCAUCUUCCUCUUCCUCCCUUUUUGUCUAUGUCAGGAAGAAUACUCGGAGGUGAGCGUGAAAGAUAUUGCAAACUUGACAAAAGUAGUUGAAAACCCUGAAGCUUCCAGGUAUUUAAAGAGCGAACAGACUGAAGCUGCAAACCAUAUAGGUGGGGUUAAUUCAAGACAGGCUGCAGCUGACAAGACAGGAAAAGUACAAAAAAAGCCGAAAAGAAACAAAUUUGAAACUAAGGUGAUAGAACAGCCAACUUCUAAGGAACAACAUGAGAUUGUGGAUAGGCCUGCUCAUUUCGAAUGUAAUCGUUGUUGUCACCGAGCAGAGCCUGGUCCCCGUGGAUGGCCUGGUCCUCCUGGCCAAGCUGGUAUUCCGGGAAACCAUGGAAAUAAUGGAAAUAAUGGGCUGCCAGGACAUGAGGGUGAGAAGGGAGAGCAAGGCCCUAAAGGUGAUAUGGGACCCCGAGGAGAACGUGGAAUUCAGGGCAUUAAAGGAGAAAAAGGACAAGCAGGCAUCCCAUCAGAACUCAAAGUUGCUUUCAUGGCUUCUAUGGCAACUCAUUUCACAAACCAGAACAGUGGUAUUAUCUUCAGCAGUGUGGAGACCAAUGUUGGAAGUUAUUUUGACGUUAUGACUGGAAGAUUUACUGCACCUAUAACAGGUGUUUAUUUCUUUAUUUUUAACAUGAUGAAGCAUGAAGAUGUAGAAGAAACAUCUGUCUACCUAAUGCACAAUGGAAAUGUCGUCAUAAGCAUGUAUAGUUCCGAAUCCAAGGGAAAGCAUGAUACUUCAGGAAACAGUGGGGUCCUUAAGCUUCAAACAGGAGAUGAAGUUUGGCUGCGGAUGGGAAAUGGAGCAUUGCACGGUGACCAUCAAAGACAUUGUACGUUUUCUGGCUUCCUUCUUUUUGAGGGUAGCUAAAAAUAUUAAUUACUGAUGAAGGUCAGGAAUAACAUUCAAUGCAGCAUCAUGGAAAUAUAAUUAAACAUUCUGAUCUAAAUCAACCCUGUAUCCAUGUCUUUGCAGAGAGAUGAAAAAACAUUCAUGAAUCAUAAACAGUCAGUUCUUCCUACUUACAUUGCUUCUCACCAAAUAUUUGAAGUGUUUUCAUUCUGACUCUGCUUGUCUUAUUCCAUUAUCAGAUUACUGAUGCUAGAAAACUUACAUUUGGUCAUGUAUAAUUUAAUUCUAGUUAAGAUGAGGGCAUUUUCUUUGUUUUUAUGUUACUCAAAAUCUCCUCUUGUAGAGGAGAUGGGAUAGUCUCAAACCAGAUGUACAGUUACGAUAUACUCAAAGGUGAUCUGACCUGUUCAUUAUGGAUUGCCUAGUGCCAAUGCAGAUAAUAAUUUUAGUAUGUUCGUUGUAUUACCCUUCCCAAUGUUAUCAUUUAAGAAGUGGACAAAACUUGGGAGAAAUGUUUGAAUAUCAUUUGACUGCCAUUUGUUCUUAGUUUCUGUAUAUAACUCACUGCAAUAGCAAGAGAGUGUGUGGUAUAACAUAUUUGCAAAUGAACAUUUUGGCUUCUAGCAAUAUACAAGAAGAUUAUAAUUUGACGAUGUUCACAAAUUGAAUAGGUCAACAUAAACAUCAAUUCUAUGUUGUGCCUAAGAAAUAUAAAGUUGGACCUACAAUAUUUAAUCUUUAAGAAUCCAUACAUAUGAUAACAAAAACAAACUACAAUAUCAAUAAAAUGUACUUCAGGAAGAAAUUUUACAUUAAACAUUAAACAAAUUCACAGCCUUCAUGGCAAGAUUGUGUCAAUAGAGUUGAUCAUUUCAGGACUCAUUGUUUUAAAAAUUGGAAUGUUACAAUUUAAUUAACAUAUGCAAGUAUAGACACUAGUAUCUUGCAGAUCAGGAUUAUUGUCUUUUAUGAUGGAGAUGUACAAUGCCAACAAAUAAUUUAAGUACAAGAUGUCAUUGAUUCUUGAUUUAUUAUGAAUGGCAUUACUGAUAUAUUAGUUGAGAUUGUGGAAUUUGUUUCGACAGAUUGGGUCACAUAACAUUUUCUCUUUUGUUUAAUUUUGUUUCCAUAUAUAUUAAUGACGUGAACAACAAGGAAAGUUGAACUGAAUGACUUGUUCUGCCCUCUUGUCCUGGUGUAUAAUAGAGGUGGUCUUAAUUUGUUUUCUUUCUUCUGCAGUCCUCUUUUAAAGCAAAAGAGGCAGUUGUGCAUUUCUCCAAACCCUAUCUGAGAAUUUCAAUUUAAAAGUGACCCACACCAAUUCCUUGGAGUUAAAACAAAGUAGAACCAAUAGCACAUUCAAAACACGACAGAGUGAUUCACAGCAUAUAUUCACACACAUCUAUCCAAGAAAGGGGGCAAAGUUACAAAUUAAAAAUUACAGGACUUGGAGUCAAAGAAAUUGGUAUUAGUUAACAUGAAUUAGUGUUCAAUGGAGGCCCUUUCAGUGGCUGUACACAGAAGUCUCUUUCACAGGAGCUCCGAUGCAUUGAAAUUGUAGUUGAAGGUACAGCAGCUGCAAUUUGGGAAUUGGUUCACUUUGCAAACAAAAUACAGAGGUUAGACUUUGAGAGAGGUUGAAAGCAUAAGCAGCCAUUAGAUAGGGCUGGAUUUGUUUACUGUGCUGUAACUACAAGACUGGAGAAAGAAUUCAAAACUGAUAUAAUUAAAGGUGAUUCAGUCAUUUUGAUCAUGUGACAGAGGGCUUCAUGGUUUAGCCACUCAUUUAAAGAUGUUUUGAUACCCUGGCCAAAACCUGUAGUUGGAUUUGAUUUAUUUUUCAAUAUUUAAUAAUUUUAGCAAGGUUGAACAAAUGAAAAUUUUUCUUUUAAAUUGUGAUCAAUGGCAAAACUCAUUUGAAAUUAAGAAAGCCAUGUGGCCCAGGUCAAAAGUAAGGUUAUGGGUUUAUGGUUUCUAUGUUUUAUUUAUGACUCAACCUUAUGCAAACUUAACCUGAAAUAUUUGAAAACACUUUAGUGUAAAAGGAUUUUACUCCAUGACACAACAGGAAAGUAUGUAACUGGCAUAAUGAUUUGUAUAUUAAACUUUGGAAUCAGGUUGUGUUUUGAGUUUUGCAGUUGUUUUUGCUUUUUGAAUGUAUCUAUGGGGACAUUGGAGGUAACAAUUGUAAUAAUAAGGUAAUGAGGUAAUAAUACUAUGGCUUUAAGAGGUGUAUUUUGGCCUUUUUUUAAAUGAAGAAAGGCUGAGACAGUGGUGCUAGCAGUCUUUUCAAAGCCAAUGAAGUAAACAGCUUGGAACAACAGAAGCAACAUGAAUGGUGGUGGUGUUUGUGGGUGGGGUGGUGCAGGAUUUUUAGUUUCAGCUUUCUGCAGCUACUAGAAUUUUGAAGCUGGAUGUGGAAACUCUUACUCCUCUCUCUGUUACAGCUAAAAACUUGGGUUCUCCUCCUGCUGCUAGAAUUGCAUGUCUGACAAUCUAUUUUAGUGAAUUUGCCAUUGCCAAGUGUGCGUUUAUGGGAUGUUACUAUAUGGGAAAAGUUAAUUAUUUGUAGUUAACUCAUCUUGUUAAACAUUUCAAUGGAUGUACAGUUAAGCCAAUUCUCUUCGUUUUGUUGUU
Stegostoma tigrinum is the source of this 3636-nucleotide messenger RNA. Its product is annotated as complement C1q tumor necrosis factor-related protein 3-like. NCBI's taxonomy places the organism in Eukaryota, Metazoa, Chordata, Chondrichthyes, Orectolobiformes, Stegostomatidae. The transcript has 6 exons. The coding region runs from base 67 to 1017 and encodes 316 amino acids. The record is from RefSeq and is a predicted model, not a curated record. Gene Ontology annotation, molecular function: protein binding.